Molecule: messenger RNA, 423 nt
Organism: Talaromyces amestolkiae
Lineage: Eukaryota; Fungi; Ascomycota; Eurotiomycetes; Eurotiales; Trichocomaceae
Exons: 2
Coding region: 1-423 (140 amino acids)
Source: RefSeq, a predicted model, not a curated record
AUGAGCGCACCACAGAGAAAAUCCUUGAGAAUUAUGGCAGCUCAGGAGGCUGCGACUCUCAAGAGAUAUCGCAGAUCUCCGUCUAUGGAACCAAAUGAGGAACACCGGUCAAAUGACAGUGACGUGCCUCUAAUCGAACACCAUCGCCAGGCUAGAGAACGUGAGUCUGCCGAUAGCGACGUGCUUCUGAUUAAACGCCAUCGUCAAAAUGAGGAACAUGAGUCUAGUAACAGCGAUAUCUCUCCUCCAAUUCCUAAAAAGCGUCGCCUGUGUCGUUCAAAUACCCCUGCGAUGCCAGCAGAGAAUUCAAGCAGCACAAAAGAGUUGGCUAGUCGUCAAAGCAAUGAUACAAAGAGCAACUACGACGACGACAAGAAAAUCCAAAAGGAAGAAAACCCAGAAGGUGGCCAUGUCCCAGCGUAA